Messenger RNA from Mandrillus leucophaeus (drill), 3180 nucleotides. RefSeq names its product RAS protein activator like 1 (GAP1 like) (gene RASAL1). Gene Ontology annotation, molecular function: GTPase activator activity. NCBI's taxonomy places the organism in Eukaryota, Metazoa, Chordata, Mammalia, Primates, Cercopithecidae. The record is from RefSeq and is a predicted model, not a curated record. Gene Ontology annotation, biological process: cellular response to calcium ion; negative regulation of Ras protein signal transduction; intracellular signal transduction. The transcript is spliced from 19 exons. The coding region runs from base 289 to 2526 and encodes 745 amino acids.
UUGCCUGGAGCUCCAGACGCCUAGGCAAGAGCCCGCUGCGCCCCCUGCGCGCUCCUCCUGCUCGCGGCACGGCUCCUACCUGUAGAGUCCGGACGGGCGCUCCCUCCCCGGGCACCUACACCUUCUCCUCCUUCGGAAGUCUCCCGUCCAGCUACCCGGGUCUUGGACAGGCGGCACCGGGACCCCGAGGCAGGGCGCCAGGCUUGAAACAGGUGACAUGUAGACGUCCCCUGGUCCAACCUCGGAACCUGAGCGCCCUUCUGCCUGGAAAGUUUGUGGCUAGGCGCCAUGGCCAAGAGCAGCUCGCUGAAUGUUCGCGUGGUGGAGGGCCGCGCGCUGCCCGCCAAGGACGUGUCUGGGAGCAGCGACCCCUACUGCCUAGUGAAAGUGGAUGACGAGGUGGUGGCCAGGACAGCGACCGUCUGGAGGAGCCUGGGCCCCUUCUGGGGGGAGGAGUACACUGUGCACCUGCCUCUGGAUUUCCACCAGCUGGCCUUCUACGUGCUGGACGAGGACACCGUCGGGCAUGACGACAUCAUCGGCAAGAUCUCGCUGAGCAGGGAGGCGAUUACAGCUGAUCCCAGAGGGAUUGACAGCUGGAUUAACUUGAGCCGAGUGGACCCAGAUGCAGAAGUGCAGGGUGAGAUCUGCCUGUCAGUGCAGAUGCUGGAGGAUGGGCGGGGCCGCUGCCUUCGAUGCCAUGUGCUUCAGGCCAGGUAUGCUCAAGGGUCUGUGUGUCUCUCCCAAAAGGUGGAGUUCUCUCCGAAGACCCUCCAGCAGAAGCCACCCAACGGCUGGUUCCGCCUGCUGCCCUUUCCCAGAGCCGAGGAGGAUUCUGGGAGAAACCUGGGUGCCCUGCGAGUGAAGGUACGCCUGAUCGAGGACCGCGUCCUGCCCUCCCAGUGCUACCAGCCUCUCGUGGAGCUGCUCAUGGAGUCUGUGCUGGGGCCAGCAGAGGAGGACACUGCUAGCCCCCUGGCCUUGCUGGAAGAGCUGACAUUGGGGGACUGCCGCCAGGACCUUGCCACCAAGCUGGUGAAACUCUUUCUUGGCCGGGGACUGGCUGGACCCUUUCUGGACUAUCUUACCCGGCGUGAGGUGGCUCGGACCAUGGACCCCAACACCCUCUUCCGUUCUAACUCCCUGGCAUCCAAGUCGAUGGAACAGUUUAUGAAGCUCGUGGGCAUGCCCUACCUGCACGAGGUCCUGAAGCCCAUGAUUAGCCGCAUCUUUGAGGAGAAGAAGUACAUGGAGCUGGAUCCCUGCAAGAUGGACCUGGGCCGCACCCGGAGGAUCUCCUUCAAAGGUGCGCCCUCGGAGGAGCAGAUGCGGGAGACCAGCCUGGGGCUGCUGACGGGCUACCUGGGGCCCAUCGUGGACGCCAUCGUGGGCUCCGUGGGGCGCUGCCCGCCCGCCAUGCGCCUCGCCUUCAAGCAGCUGCACCGGCGCGUGAAGGAACGCUUCCCCGAGCCAGAGCACCAGGAUGUGAAGUACCUGGCCAUCAGCGGAUUUCUCUUCUUGCGAUUCUUCGCGCCUGCCAUCCUUACCCCAAAGCUGUUUGACUUGCGGGACCAACACGCGGACCCCCAGACCAGCCGCUCACUGCUGUUGCUUGCCAAGGCUGUGCAGAGCAUCGGAAACCUGGGCCAGCAGCUGGGCCAGGGCAAGGAACUGUGGAUGGCCCCCCUGCACCCCUUCCUGCUACAGAGCGUCUCACGUGUGAGAGACUUCCUGGACCGGCUGGUGGAUGUGGAUGGGGAUGAAGAAGCUGGUGUCCCAGCCCGGGCCCUGUUCCCGCCCUCGGCCAUUGUUCGAGAAGGCUAUCUGCUGAAGCGCAAGGAGGAGCCUGCCGGCCUGGCCACGCGCUUUGCCUUCAAGAAGCGCUACUUCUGGCUCAGCGGGGAGACCCUCUCCUUCUCCAAGAGUCCUGAGUGGCAGACCCGCCACUCCAUCCCCGUGUCGCACAUCCGCGCCGUGGAGCGCGUAGACGAGGGCGCCUUCCAACUGCCCCACGUGAUGCAGGUGGUGACGCAGGACGGCGCGGGGGCGCUGCACACCACCUACCUCCAGUGCAAGAAUGUGAACGAGCUCAACCAGUGGCUCUCGGCCUUGCGCAAGGCCAGCGCCCCCAACCCGGACAAGCUGGCCGCCUGCCACCCCGGUGCCUUCCGCAGCGCGCGCUGGACCUGCUGCCUCCAGGCUGAGCGCUCAGCCGCCGGCUGCAGCCGUACACACUCAGCUGUCACCCUGGGGGACUGGAGUGACCCAUUGGAUCCCGAUGCUGAGGCCCAGACGGUGUAUCGGCAGCUGCUCCUGGGGCGGGACCAGCUCAGGCUGAAAUUACUGGAGGAUUCUAAUAUGGAUACAGCUCUGGAGGCAGACACAGGGGCCUGUCCUGAGGUCCUGGCCCGGCAAAGAGCAGCAGCUGCCCGCCUGCUGGAGGUGCUCGCAGACCUGGAUCGUGCCCAUGAGGAGUUCCAGCAGCAAGAGCGAGGGAAGGCGGCCCUGGGCCCACUUGGCCCCUGAGGAAAUGCCACAGCUAGCCCGACAGGAGGAGCAAGGAGGUGGGGAACCCUCUCCUCAGCGCAUCCUGCCCCAGGAAUCUCCUGUCUCCUUGUACCUCUUUGAUUCUGUGGUUUGGAGGCUCCCAGAGACGUACCUCGUCCUGUGUGCCUUGAGUCCAGAACUCAGGGCAUGGAAGCCCUUUGGCAGGGGCUAGCCUUGCACUGAGCGAAUCUCGCUCUCUGGGUUGAUUCAGACUGGAGUGGAUAGGAUAAGGAAUCUGACUUAUUUGACUGAGACCGGGGUCUCUGCUUCACCAAACUGGCCUCUAUCCAUACCAAGGAGGCCAGCCUGGCUCUGAGCUGCUGGAUACAGCUGGACCUGAAUUCCUGAAGCCCAUGUGAUGUUGUUGCCCCAGAUAGGCACUAAAUGGGCUCACUCCUCCCUGUUUUUGUGUCUGCUAAUCCCUAUAACCUCGCUGAUUCUUCUGUACCCUGCCCUUGGCCUAGGACCCCAACCACAAGCUUCCAGAAUCAGGUACCCUCAGGAAGAACCAAGGCUGGGUGGGGGUCCAGUGUGCCACACUCAGACCCUUGGAGCCUGGGAGACCUUAGGCCAGGCUCUUUGUCUCUCUUUGGGGCUCAGAUUACCCUGUAUAAAAAGAGGAGGGAAAGUCUA